This is a messenger RNA of Opisthorchis viverrini, 546 nucleotides long. RefSeq lists its product as hypothetical. NCBI's taxonomy places the organism in Eukaryota, Metazoa, Platyhelminthes, Trematoda, Opisthorchiida, Opisthorchiidae. The transcript is spliced from 3 exons. The coding region runs from base 1 to 546 and encodes 181 amino acids. The record is from RefSeq and is a predicted model, not a curated record.
AUGCCACUGGGGUCAAGGUGCCCACACUUAGACAAGCGGACGAUUAGGGUCCUCAACCCAAGCCUUUGGCUCAAAAGCCUAACCGUAAGGCAACAAUUUUGGACUGGAAAUGCAAGUACAUUACCAUUUUACGGAACACGUCGCCAUACAUGUUCCAACCUGCAACCUGGAGGACCAGGAGACCGCGUAGCUCAACUGUACAGCUUAACGGGUCACCGAGGUACACAAACCGCCACACCACGACCCGGGUUUGCACGGGCGAGAUGGACUAAGUGCUUAGAGCGCGAAUCCACUGAACGUAAGGUCCGUAGUUCGAACCUAGCCUCUGCCACUCGACUUCCCCUGUCGAGGCUUGGGCGACCUGGCAGUAUCCGAGCCCUCGUGCCUCCUUCGCGUGGUAUGGCAGUUAGGCACCGAAAGGGUGCUACGGCUGGACGAUUUGCGCAAAAAUAUGACACUACACUGCCAGAGUCGGAAUGCUUGUUGUGUUUGUGGUGCAGCGAUUGUUGUUGUCGCGGAUUCCCUUUCAGCUCCUCAGCAUUAUAA